Molecule: messenger RNA, 2535 nt
Organism: Actinia tenebrosa (Australian red waratah sea anemone)
Lineage: Eukaryota; Metazoa; Cnidaria; Anthozoa; Actiniaria; Actiniidae
Product: endoplasmic reticulum membrane-associated RNA degradation protein
Source: RefSeq, a predicted model, not a curated record
GCAAAGUUGCGGGGAAGUUACUCAGGACCUAUUUCUCUUUAGCUAUUUUCAGAGGUUAACCUAGAAAUUAUCAUAAUAUUACAGCGUAUUGUCCACUUGAAACUUUGUGACGUUUGGGUGGUCUAUUUUCGUCUCCUUGGCUUUUUGCCUUGAUUUUAUAGCUUCAUAGAGAUUGCAAAUAUUCAAAUGGCUGAAGAAGUUUACGAAGUAGAGCAGUUUACACGAAGAACUUCUUGUCUUUCCGAAGGAGUUUAUAACUUAAUCUGUGGAUUAAACUUAGAAUAUACUCGAAAUUCUCAAAGAGAAAAGGAAAAAGUCAUACAACUAUUGGCAGGGAAAAGAGUUACGGGUAACCAUAAAGAGAAAAUUCAACUUUUGGAUACAGUUGCCAAACUUUCUUUAGCGAAAAAUUCCGAUGGGUCUUUGAAUUUUGCAAAUACGGUAAAACAGCUUAUUCCUUUCGUUCAUUAUGUUCACAAACAGCUAAUGCAGCUUACCGUUGAAGAAUUUGAAGGAAAUUUUGGAAUGGACUUGGACUGGACUGACUGUAAGCACAGGAUUGUGGAAUGCUUCAAGUUGUUGAAGAAAAGUAAUGAAGAACCUGUUAAUGUUAUUCUUUCUUCUCUCUUGCUGUUUGCUAUAUUGGAACGGUCCCUUGGUGAUGUUUAUGCAUCUUAUACUGGUUUGAAAUCUCCCUCAAAUCUAAAAGACCUGUUGGCAUCUGAAGCAAUUCGAAAGUUACUGGGUGAGGAUGUCAGCUUGAUACUCUAUGCUAUGGCAGGGCCGCCCGAGAGUAUUAACCUUAGGAAUGUGCUAUGGCAUGGUUUUGUAUCUCCUUGUGAAAUCCCUCCUCAGUUUGUUUCAUUCCUUGUUUUCACCAUGGCAACAAUAAGUUCCAGAUUUGCUGCUAUUAAGAUUGAGAGACGGCCACAGAUAAAGCUUACACAACUAGACAGGCUUUGCAUCUUCCCAAAUAUUGAAUCCAUCAAAUGCAUUUCAGCUAUCCAGGAUUAUCUGUUUACAUCUAGCUUGUUUAUAGCCCCAAGCAUGUUGCCUAUUUGGAAAAAAGCUCUACAGUGUUAUGAAGAACAAAGAUAUGAUCUUGUAUUGAUUGUUUUGCUGCCUUUGCUGGAACAUGCACUAAGAAUGGUGUUUGCUCAUGCCAAUAAUUGUCCCAAGAGGAUCCUAACAGCAGAAUCAACAACUUUAUAUACAACAUUUGAUGAGAUCUUAGCUCCAUCACUUCCUGGGGGCACUGAAAACCAGCUCAGAACAGAGAUAGGUGAUGAAUUCUUGCAAAUGCUGCUCGAUAUUCUGGUUUACACUGAUGGACCAAGGCUGCGGGACCGAAUAAGUCAUGGUGAAGUAGAUCUUGAUUGUAUCCCUUCAGAUUUGAGCAAUCAUGUAUUAUGCAUUUGUGUUGUUUUUGCUACACAUUUUGCCUCAGAAUUAAUGGAAAAUCUUUCUAUUAAAGUUAAUACAAAUAUAACUGAUAAAUAUACUGAAACUACUGGAAAAUCGUUAUCCAUAGAAGCAACUACUGACAGUACACAGGAAAAUUUUUUAUGUUCUCGUAAGUUAGAGACUACUGUCACUGAAGGUGAAAAUAUUCAAAAUUGCUCUAACAUGGAACUAUCAAGCAAUUCCGACAUCAUAAGACAAAUUGUUUUGAAAGCAAGAAGCUACCAAUCUGUGUUCCAUCCAAUUGCAAUGCUUAAAAGUGAAGUCAAAGAUUUGACCAAUGCUAUUGAUGGGUGGGUACAUAUUCCUUUACCAGAAACAGAAUUUGAAAUGACAUCUGUUUCUGAGCUAUUUGAAGCUCAGGAAAAGACACUAAAAAUCAUAAGGUUUAUUUUUUAUCAUGGUCAAGAACUGAUCUUGAAUGGCAUUGUCAUGGAUACAUGUGAUCUGGAGAUGCUGUUGGAUGAUGGGCAGUUUUCAAGAGUUAUUUCUUUACUUUGUGAUAAAAUUCAAGUACCAAUGCUCUACAGGCCUAAAAAGGAGCUUGAAGUUGUGUCAUUGUUGAGCAACAUUGUACAUCACUGCAGCAUUUUAUCUUCCCAGGUCUUGAAUACAGCCAACCAACGUUAUCAGCAGUGGAGCAAAAAGGAAUUGAGAUCCCGUCAAAGGGCAAAUUACAAGAGGUUGUUGUCACUCUUGCCUUUGUUCAAGAAUGUUAUCAAAGUUGUUUUGGCGUUCAUACUGAUUGAGCUUCCAUCUUUACAAGCAAAUAGUGACAAAACAAGGGCUAGAUAUGUCAAGUUUUUAAAACGUUGUCUACAAUCCACUGAGAACCUGGAAUCGCUAAGUGGCCCCUCCAAAAAUAAAUGGGAUGAAUGCAGAAUAGUGGGAGAACAGCUAAUGAAUAUUAUCCAAAGUCAUUUUACUUAACUUCGAAAAAAUGGUAAGAGAAUUAUAGAAUGUUCCAGCGAUCCUUUCUGUUCAGAACUCCUUUAUUCCAUUCCAAAAUUUCCAAGAGAUAGAGCUUGUCUCGUUCCAGUCCUCUGGUUGCGGUGUAAUGGACGAUCGAAUCGU